AUCAGGAUGGGCUCCUCUCGUUCCACGGUUCUUACUAUGGAAUCUAACUCAUUCCAGUCAUUCGAACGUAUACGAAGUCUAUCAUUCAGCGCCGAUUUAAGUGCCGUUAGAGCAACUGAUCGUGACUACGGCUUACUGCACAACUGUAGGCCAGUGACACCACAUCCAGGCCAGAAGGAACCCAUAUGUCUAAAGACACUCCGGAGGCGUCUAACGGAUGCCCAAGAAGAGAGCGAAUGGCUAUUACAAAACCCAGAAGAUUCUCAAAUUGUGAUAAGCAAGCUAAGCAAAUUAAGAGGCAAAGCAAGUUCGAAGAAGAUUUCAGCUGCGAACUCCCAACACGUCAUUAAUCGCCGGAAAGGCCGCAACUUAUUCUCGGAGACACCUGAAGCAACCGAGGCACCUGAGCAGCCAGUUGAAGCCGCCAACUUUUCCUUGCCGGCCUACAUGCAACAGCGAAAAGUUGGGAAAAAAGUGGUCAUAAUCUGUCCCCGGUUAGAUGUACUCAGAUCAAGGGAUAAUCAAGGAACGAGCUUCAAAGAGCGCAGGCGAUUAUUUAAUAUGGCCGAAUUCACAAUAGCCAAGAAUGGUAAGAAAAUGUGCGAUAUUCUAAUGACCAAUGUAGUUUCGGUGACUGCUAUCGAAUCGACGCACCGUAUUUUCAAGAGGUGCUAUGAUGAGAUUGAGAAAUACAUCCAAGAUGCAGGACUAUCAAAGACCCCUCGUAAUAUUGUGACCGACGUAAAGGACAAUCGAGAGGUUCCAGAGUUCACUAUCAACUCAACAGAAAAUUCUCAAUCGAACGUCCCAAGGACCGUUGCCACAAAUAAGUCAAUAUUAUUGGCACCGAGCUAUAAACGAUCCGAAAAUUCGCCACCUUUCCGAAACAUUUCAUUCAGUAAUUAGGGAAGGCGCCUUCAGAUUUGAAAUGGUUCGAUUUGAAGGCGCAUUCGUUAUUUAAGGAAUGGAAUGCAACUAUUUGAUGCAAGCGCUCAAUAAAUGUGGCUGAGAAAUAUUCUCCCUAAUAUAACACGAA
Drosophila mojavensis is the source of this 1036-nucleotide messenger RNA. RefSeq lists its product as uncharacterized. Bases 7 to 906 code for a protein of 299 amino acids. The record is from RefSeq and is a predicted model, not a curated record. NCBI's taxonomy places the organism in Eukaryota, Metazoa, Arthropoda, Insecta, Diptera, Drosophilidae. The transcript has a single exon.